This is a messenger RNA of Bemisia tabaci, 2105 nucleotides long. RefSeq names its product protein ST7 homolog. NCBI's taxonomy places the organism in Eukaryota, Metazoa, Arthropoda, Insecta, Hemiptera, Aleyrodidae. The record is from RefSeq and is a predicted model, not a curated record.
CCGCUGAUCUGCCGACUUCUUUUGUUUACAAUUUGACCAAAAGUUUACCAAUCAGUCAUUUUAAAGUUUUAAACGUUCGCUCAAUCAUAACUUAGGUCCAGAUCCAGUCCUAAUUUCGGCUGAAAUUACCGCGUGAUACUGUUGCAAUCAACUAAUUGUGUAGACUUUCAUUUCAGUAAGUGCUUUUUCAUCUCUCAAACAUUUUGCAUCAUUUCACCCAAGGUUCCUACAGCAAGUCCCGGGAGCGAGGGUCUUGCGAAGUGCGGCGAAGCAUGGAGGGUCGCUGUUGAGAGGCGCCGGAUCAAUAUCCGCGGACGCGGAAGUGCGGCGGGUUGCGGCACGCGCCGGUAGAGGGCGCGCGGUCCCCAGGAUCCCCGCGAAACGGCGGCAGGCACGGCAGUAUGUGGGAUGCAACUAUUUUCUUGAGCACGCUGACACCAAAAUUUUAUGUCGCUCUAACUGGAACUUCCUCCUUAAUCUCAGGAUUGAUUUUGAUUUUUGAAUGGUGGUACUUCCGGAAAUAUGGGGCAUCGUUCAUUGAGCAAGUUUCCCUGAAUCACAUUAGUCCAUGGAUCGGCGGCGGGGAAGCUAUUGGGAACUCUGGGACAUCUAACUCUCCUCCGCAACCACAGCCAGUGCCAGAGUGUAAAGUAUGGCGGAAUCCAUUGAAUCUGUUCCGAGGAGCGGAAUAUCAGAGGUUUCUCUGGGCAACAAACAAAGAACCACUCACAUAUUACGAUAUGAAUCUAUCUGCCCAGGAUCAUCAAACUUUUUUCACCUGUGAGGCCGAUGCCGGCAAAGCUGAGUAUGAAAUCAUGCAAACUGCUUGGAGAGAAAGGAAUCCUGCAGCGCGGGUCAAAGCUGCUCAUGAGGCUCUGGAGAAAAACCCUGAUUGCGCACCAGCUUACAUCUUGCUAGCAGAGGAAGAGGCAACAACUAUACUAGAGGUUGAAAGCAUUUUGAAGAAAGCUCUCAAGUGUGCUGAGAUCAAUUACAAGAAAUCUCAGUUAGCCCAACAUCAAGGCAGUGGGUCUGAGUCUACUUACCGAAGGGAUACAAAUGUCCUUAUUUACAUUAAACGAAGAUUAGCUAUGUGUGCAAGGAAACUUGGCCGGCUAAAAGACGCUGCCAAGAUGUUUAGAGAUUUAACUAAAGAAAUUCCUCCGAUAAUGAGUGUUCUAAACAUUCAUGAGAAUCUCAUAGAAACGCAGCUGGAAAUGCAAGCCUAUGCAGAUGUCCAAGCUGUUCUAGCCAAAUAUGAUGACAUUAGUCUUCCGAAAUCUGCUGCAAUAUGUUAUACAGCUGCGCUACUUAAAUCUAGGGCUGUUGCUGACAAAUUUUCUCCUGACAUAGCAUGUAAAAGAGGUCUCACUCCAGCAGAAGUUGUCGCAGUAGAAGCAAUUCAUAGAGCUGUGGAAUUUAAUCCUCAUAUACCCAAAUACUUAUUAGAAAUGAAGCCUUUGAUUCUACCACCGGAGCAUAUUUUAAAACGUGGUGACUCGGAAGCAAUCGCAUACUCUUUCUUUCACCUUUCUCAUUGGAAACAAGUGGAAGGCGCUUUGAACCUUCUUCAUUGCACGUGGGAAGGCACUUUCAGAAUGCUCCCUUAUCCGCUUGAGAGAGGGCACCUUUUCUACCCUUAUCCAACUUGCACUGAGUGUGCAGACAAAGAACUAUUGCCAGCGUUUCAUGAUGUAAGUGUCUACCCGAAAAAAGAGCUGCCAUUCUUCAUUCUAUUCACUGCAGGUCUCUGCUCCUUUACUGCACUUCUUGCCUUACUCACGCACCAGUACCCUAUGUACAUGGGAAUCGUUGCCAAAACUAUGCUCGGUUGGGCUUCCCUCCCCUUCCACUUUAUACUCGACAAAUUAGAGGCUCUCCUGCCGUCUAACAUCUUGCAACAACUCUCCAGAAUAUAAGCCAGUUACGCUGUGAAAUUGUUGGAUUGCGAUGGCAUGAAAAUUUAUUUUUUGACGAAAUUAGUUUUUAAAAGAAAAAUUGAACUGAAUCAUGUAGCUUUUAAAAUAUUCCCCUGUCUCCUAAAUUUAAGUCUCUAUUUAAUUAAUUAUUUAUUUUUAUCAAUAAAAAAAACUGUUAGUUCCUAA